CAUUUCCAAUUCCACCCAAAAUAAAAUAUAUAAUUUAAUAUGUAUUGGUGGUGGUGACUUGAUUGACUUCAGUUGCCACUUUUCAAAAAGUUCAAAUCCCUAUGCAUCUAAUUCUAAAUCUAUCAAGGGUCAGAUGAGAAUCUAUUUUUAUUUGGAUGGUUGAGAUUGAAUGAGGGAUUGCAUAAAAGUCCAAUACCAAUUUCUUACUCCCAAUCCCAAAUCUCCCAUUUAUUCAACCAAAAACCCUAUCUUUACUGUCUCAUCCUCACUCUUUCUUCUCAUACCUCUUAUCUUCUUCUUCUUAUUCAUUUAUAUAUAUAUAUAAUUUUGAUAAUUAUUUGUUUCUUUGCAAAGACCUGUCCUUUUCUGAUUUAUACUGUUCUGGGAUUUUUUUUAUCCCUGAAAAACCUAAAACCCUUUUUGUAUACACUCAAUCUAUUAAAACCCAUGUUUGAAUAGCUCCAAAAUUAUAUUAAUUUAAUCUUUGUGGACUAGAAUGGCUAUUCAUCUUAUUGGGUCGGAGCAAUCGGCCAUGGAGAAGGGGAUUUUGGCGCCGUCUUCUUCUUUGCCUCCUCCUGUAAUUCUAACCCAAGAUGAGUUGAAGAAGAUAGCGGCUUACAAGGCUGUUGAGUAUGUUGAGUCUGGGAUGGUUCUUGGCCUCGGAACUGGGUCCACGGCCAAGCACGCGGUGGCUCGAAUCGGCGAGCUUUUGCAUCAGGGGAAGCUUAAGAAUAUUGUAGGAAUACCCACUUCAAAGAUGACUCACGAACAAGCUGUAUCUGUUGGAAUUCCAUUAUCUGAUCUUGAUUCUCAUCCAGUUCUUGAUCUCGCCAUUGAUGGGGCUGAUGAGGUCGACCCUUAUCUCAAUCUGGUUAAAGGCCGAGGUGGGUCACUCUUGAGGGAAAAAAUGGUUGAGGGUGCUUGCAAGAAGUUUGUGGUCAUUGUUGAUGAGACAAAGAUGGUUAAGCAUUUGGGGGGUAGUGGAUUGGCUAUGCCUGUGGAGAUUAUCCCCUUUUGUUGGAAAUUCACAGCUCAAAGGCUUCAAAACUUGUUUGAGGAUGCUGGUUGUGUGGCAAAGCUGAGGACUUUUGGUGAAAAGGUAGAGCCUUUUGUCACAGAUAAUGGGAACUAUAUUGUGGACUUGUAUUUCAAGAAAGAUAUUGGUGAUUUGAAGGUUGCUAGUGAUUCCAUUUUAAGGCUAGCUGGAGUUGUUGAGCAUGGGAUGUUUUUAGACAUGGCCACCACUGUUAUCAUUGCAGGCGAGCUUGGUGUGACGGUAAAGAAUAAGUAAUGACUGGUAUAAAUGUUCUUAUUUUUCAGUCAAUAUGACUGGUAUUUGUUGUAACAAGGGAACAGUUUUUGUUCCCACUUGAUUUAAUCUAUUUAUGGGGUCACAUCUAAUUUUGAUUAUGUCUUUGGCACAAUUUAGCCUCGAAGAAUAGGAACAUUGAAUUUUCUUGACAGCUAAAUGAGGGGCUUAUAUUGUUGGCUGUACUCAAUUCACUCAUUAUUUAUGGAACCUCCAGUUCCAUUUAAACUAGUGUUACACAUAUUUGGUUAUGAGAUAUCUUAUACUUUAUAAAUGUCUCCUGUUGGAAUUCUGAAAAAUUGUAUAGACUGUUCUUGGCUUUAAUGUUUUGUCAAUCAAAAGGUUCUGAGUCUGGUUGAAUGGGA
Molecule: messenger RNA, 1674 nt
Organism: Cannabis sativa
Lineage: Eukaryota; Viridiplantae; Streptophyta; Magnoliopsida; Rosales; Cannabaceae
Product: probable ribose-5-phosphate isomerase 2
Exons: 1
Coding region: 497-1291 (264 amino acids)
Biological process (GO): pentose-phosphate shunt, non-oxidative branch
Molecular function (GO): ribose-5-phosphate isomerase activity
Source: RefSeq, a predicted model, not a curated record